UUAAGUUUUUCUAUUGCUAGGAAUCCAGAGCAAAAAUGUCAAACCAACCCGUCGUCAGUUGUUUGCCUGUCACAGCGAACAAAAUGUCGAAAGCAAAGAAGGUGCUGGAUGAAGCGCGCGAGACCAAAAAUCGUGAAAUUGACCUGGUGGAUCGCAACAUUUCCACCUUUAACGAGUUACCCGGAUUGCUGAAUAUGCUGUUUGUGACCAGAAUAACACUGAGCCACAACAAACUGAAGACUGUUCCACCCGGCAUUGCAAAUUUAAACAACUUGGAAAUAUUAAACCUUUCCAACAAUUUCCUGGAAGAGCUUCCACUGUCCCUCUCGUCGAUGCCAAAGUUGAGAAUUUUGAAUUGUUCAAUUAACCGCCUGAAUACGCUGCCACGUGGUUUUGGUGCUUUUCCCGUCCUGGAGGUGCUGGAUUUAUCGUACAACAAUCUAAACGAACAUGUGCUGCCGGGCAAUUUCUUCAUGAUGGAUUCUCUACGGGCGCUCUAUCUUGGCGAUAACGAGUUCGAAUACUUACCGAAGGAGAUAAAAAAUUUGAAAAAUCUACAAAUUCUCGGACUGCGGGACAACGAUUUGCUGGAACUGCCUAGAGAAAUCGGUGAACUGACGCGCAUUCGCGAGCUGCACAUUCAAAACAAUCGGCUCAGUGUGUUGCCACCGGAAAUCGCCAAUCUGGACAUGCCGGGACCCAAAUCCGUGCUAAAGAUGGAGGAGAAUCCUUGGGUGACGGCGAUCGCUGAACAGUAUCUCGUUGGUAUCAGUCACGUGCUCGAGUACAUCAAGACGGAAGCAUACAGAAUUCUUUACAACCGUCACAUGCAAUCGGGAGGUAAAACGGCGGGAGAACUUCCUCCGAAAUCGGACAAAAGUAAAAAAGCGUCCCGAGCACGAUCAUAAAAUAAAAG
Messenger RNA from Anopheles maculipalpis, 916 nucleotides. It is a transcript of the gene ics, whose product is annotated as ras suppressor protein 1. Gene Ontology annotation, molecular function: protein binding. The transcript has 6 exons. Lineage: Eukaryota; Metazoa; Arthropoda; Insecta; Diptera; Culicidae. The record is from RefSeq and is a predicted model, not a curated record. Bases 36 to 908 code for a protein of 290 amino acids.